AUGGAUUCUCAACCAACCCCUCUGGCGAUGCAAGGGGCCAUCAUCGAAGCCAAUAUCGCCUCCCAGGAAGGCGAGUCACCUCUCUCCGACAGCGAUAUCGACUCUGACACGAUCGCCGAGAUACUGUGUCUGCCCAAGACACACCGUCGUGUAGGCAAACGUGGAAAUCGACCUGCUCCGGGCGCCUCCCGCCGUGCCCUGCCCGGGGUCGCUGGUGGAUGUCAAAACCCAACCUUAACGAUACCACGGGGAGUUUAUAACGAGAAGCUCUUCACCCACGCCCGCGAGAACGGAUUUACCUUCCAGGAGCUGGACGGCACGCGAACGAUCAAGUGUGAUGAGUUUUGCCGCCUCCUGGUGCACUCUCAGAAGCAGGCCGCAGGACUGUUCACCGGCGUGCCCAACACAAAUCGGAUCUACCGUGCGAACAGGGACAACCCUGAGCGCUGUCAGCUUGCGCUAGAGGCGGCGAUCGUGAAGCGAGAGAUGCUGAGAGAAGUCUGUACCCUGGAACGUAGGGCGCUUCGCAAGGUGGUGUUUGGCCUAAGGGAUGCGUAUCAGUCGGACAGCGACGAGGAUUUCUAUGGAUUCAACCGGCUGCAUGCUCGCCCUCGACCCGUACCCAGCAGGACUCCCUGA
Molecule: messenger RNA, 639 nt
Organism: Arthroderma uncinatum
Lineage: Eukaryota; Fungi; Ascomycota; Eurotiomycetes; Onygenales; Arthrodermataceae
Exons: 1
Coding region: 1-639 (212 amino acids)
Source: RefSeq, a predicted model, not a curated record